This is a messenger RNA of Diaporthe batatas, 1710 nucleotides long. RefSeq lists its product as uncharacterized. The record is from RefSeq and is a predicted model, not a curated record. Gene Ontology annotation, molecular function: oxidoreductase activity. The coding region runs from base 1 to 1710 and encodes 569 amino acids. The transcript has a single exon. Gene Ontology annotation, cellular component: cytoplasm. NCBI's taxonomy places the organism in Eukaryota, Fungi, Ascomycota, Sordariomycetes, Diaporthales, Diaporthaceae.
AUGGACAUCAUCAAGCGGCUCUUCUCGCUCUUCAAGUCCAUCAAGACGGCAGUCUCCAUCCUCCGCGACCUCUCCAAUGACUGGUCCCAGGUCGUGGCCCGCAUGAAGGCGGCGCCGGGGUUCCCACCCGCCAACCCGACCCUCUCGCAGUGGCAGGACAGCCCGCCCUUCCCGGAGCUAGUCAACAUCCAGACGCCGGGCGGCCCACCGCCGACGGCCGACAUGGUCAUCAUCGGCUCGGGCAUCAGCGGCGUGGCCGUCGCCCGCACCGUGCUCCACGAGCUGCGGCGCAAGGGCAAGGACAGGGACAGGGACACGCGCGUCGUGGUCCUCGAGGCCCGCGAGCUGUGCUCGGGCGCCACGGGCCGCAACGGCGGGCACAUCAAGGCCAGCGCGCACGAGGCCUUCCACGGCAUGGUGCACAAGCAGGGGCUCGCCCCCGACCGCGCGGGCCGCCUCUGCGCCUUCAUGCUGGGCCACCUCGACGUGCUGGUCGGGCUCGCCCCCGACCGCGCGGGCCGCCUCUGCGCCUUCAUGCUGGGCCACCUCGACGUGCUGGUCGGGCUCGCGCGCGCCGAGGGCAUCGAGGGCCUGGCCGAGUGCAGGCGCGUCGAGACGGUGGACUUUGCGGUCGACGCCGAGACGGACGCCCGGAUCAAGGCGCAGGUGGACGAGUUCAGGCCGCACGCGCCCGCCGGGUUCGAGAUGGCCUCCCACACGGCGGCGCAGGCGCGCGAGCGGUUCGGCGUCAACGGGCGCGUCGCCGGCGCCGUGUCGUACCCCGCCGGCGCGCUGAGCCCGUACCGGCUCGUCACGGCGCUGUGGAGGAGGCUGCUGGAUGAGUUCCCCGGGGUGCUGGCCGUCGAGACCGGGACCACGGUGGAGGAGGUGCUGGCCGACGAGCAGGGCGCCCCGCCCUCCGCCUCCAAGCUGGAGGAGGAGGAGGCUGGCUCGUUUCCUUACGCCGUCGUCACCAGCAGGGGGAGGAUCCUCGCCCGCCACGUCGUCCACGCCACGAAUGCCCACACCUCACAGCUCGUCCCGGGGCUGAGGGGCAAGGGGACGUCGGGCCUGUGCCAUAUGACGGCCCAGAGGGCGGCCGACUACUUCCCCGACAAGGACGGCGGCCGUUCGUGGUCUGUCAUCUUCGGGCAGGGGUUCGACUACGUGACGCAGAGGCCGACGGGGGAGCUGAUGAUCGGGGGCGGCUUCUUCCAGGGCCCCAAGCAGGGCAUGGAGAUGCUGGGCGCCUACGACGACACCAGGCUCGACGCCCUGACGCUCAUGCACCUGGAGGGUGUCAUCCCUACCAUCUUCGACCCAGGCCACGACGCCAAAGGGCAGGGGCAGGGCGCACGGGUGAUCAGGGCCUGGUCCGGCGCCAUAGGCAUCGUCCCUGACAUGCGGCCGCUCGUGGGCCGGCUCGACCCGAGGAUCACGUCGAGGAAGGUCAGGCAGGGCCCGGGGGGCGACGGCAAGGUGCCGCCGGGCGAGUGGAUCUCGGCCUACUUCUGCGGCGACGGCAUGGUCUGGGCAUGGCUCUGCGGCGCCGCGCUCGGCGUCAUGCUCGCGGGCAGCGAGGACGAGGACCUGCCCGCAGAGCCCGGCCGGCCCGCGGGCAGGCUGGCGGACUGGUUCCCCCCGGAGUUGUAUGCUACCUGGGAGAGGGUGAAGGGCCUGGACGCCGUCGACCUGGCCGAUGCGCUCUGA